Molecule: messenger RNA, 663 nt
Organism: Lipotes vexillifer (Yangtze River dolphin)
Lineage: Eukaryota; Metazoa; Chordata; Mammalia; Artiodactyla; Lipotidae
Gene: RTP2
Product: receptor transporter protein 2
Biological process (GO): detection of chemical stimulus involved in sensory perception of bitter taste; protein targeting to membrane; protein insertion into membrane
Cellular component (GO): cell surface
Molecular function (GO): olfactory receptor binding
Source: RefSeq, a predicted model, not a curated record
AUGUGUACCAGCCUGACCACGUGCGAGUGGAAGAAAGUCUUCUAUGAGAAGAUGGAGGUGGCCAAGCCGGCCGACAGCUGGGAGCUCAUCAUAGACCCCAACCUCAAGCCCAAUGAGCUGGCCCCCGGCUGGAAGCAGUACCUGGAGCAGCAUGCCUCGGGCAGGUUCCACGGCUCCUGGUGCUGGCACACCUGGCAGUCGCCCCACGUGGUCAUCCUCUUCCACAUGGACCUGGACGGCGCCCAGCGGGCGGGCUCGGUGCGCAUGCGCGUCUUCAAGCAGCUGUGCUGCGAGCGCGGGGCGCGGCUGGACGCGUCGAGCCUGCUGGAGGACACCGAGAGCCUGGUGGGCAACCUCAUCACCAGCCUGCGCGAGCAGUGCUACGCGGAGAGCGGCGGCCGGUGCCGCAUCCACGUGGCCAGCCGCCAAGACAGCCGGCGGCACCGCGGAGAGUCCUGCGAGGCCUGCCAGGAGGGCACCGUGCACUGGAAGCCCAGCGAGAAGCUGCUGGAGGAGGACGCGACCUUCUCCGGUGCCUCCAAGCCACGGGCCCAGGAGGCAUCGGGCUACAACUUCUCCCUUCGCUGGGGCCUCUUCUGGGCCUCACUGUGCCUGCUCAUUGUCUACCUGCAGCUCUCCUUCCGAAGCUCGACCUUCCUGUAG